GGCCAUAUUUCUGCAUUCCCGUACUUGUCAAUUCCAAGUCCAGUUUGAAAUGUACAAAGUAAUUUUUAGGAUAAUAUGUAGCACAAAUACUCGUAAAAGUCGUUUUUAAUUCCUCUUUUUAUUUCUACACAUUUUUUAAGCAUGUUUUUCGACCAAAGCGGGCUUGCCGUGGCGGCGUCGCCCCCCGACGUGCCCGACUUGAUGGGAAUCGAGUCGGAGUACGUCCAAACACAGUGUAUUUUAGCAGAUGGGGGCGACCGAUUUGGGGUAAGCGCCCUGGCUUUUGAUCGCUAUGAGGAGCUCUUGUGGAUGGGCAACCAAGGCGGCCACGUCACGUCUUACUACACCGGUGCUAUGCAAAAAUACACUUCGUUUCAAAUCCACGCGACUGAAGACGUCAGACAGGUACUUACAAUCAAUGAGGGGAUUCUAGGGCUAACCUCCAGUAGUCUAAGAUACCAAAUCAGGCGCGGGAUCCCCGUUUUCACCCACACUUCUGCAAACAUGUAUGAAAUGCAAUGUAUGUUACAAGUAGGCGCCACGAGACUCCUCAUGGGGGGCCACCACGGCAAAUUGAUCGAUUUUAACAUCGAUUUGUGCAAAGAAAUGCAAGUUGUUGAUGUGGGGGAACCAGGAUGUGUGAUGUUGCGCCCCCAUAGUAGGUUUGUUUGCGCCGGGAAUCCCUUAGGCAGGAUUGAUUUGAGAGACCCCAACACGCUCAAUACUGAACACACACUAGAGACGCACAGCGGCAGUUUGAGCGAUUUUGAUGUCCAAGGGAACCUUUUGGUGACUUGUGGGUUUAGUAAUAGACAUGGGAACUUGAACGUGGAUCGCUUUUUGAUGGUAUACGACCUGCGCAUGAUGCGCGCCGUGACCCCCAUCCAGACCGUUUUGGACCCUCUUUAUUUGCGAUUUUUACCAUCGGUCUCGUCGCGCUUGGCCGUGGUUUCGGCCUUAGGCCACGCCCAAAUUUUGGACACCGUGGCCUUCGCUGAACCCAGACUCUGUCUCAUGCAGAUGGACAGUCCUGCAAUGUGUCUAACAUUCGACAUCAGCGCCACCAGUCAGGCACUAGCUUUCGGCGACAGCACCGGCUCCAUUCACUUGUUUUCAUCAACGGCCCAACCGCUGUUCAAUUCAUAUUCGCGGAUGACGGAACAUGGGGAUCCCCUAGUUACAUAUCCGAGUUUCGCGAUUGAUGAUUACGAAACGCCACUGUCGGUUAUUCCAAUGCCGAUCUGUCACGACGGUCUGUCGUCAGACUGGCCGGAACAUUUGAUGAAAAAGUGCUACAGGCGACCAGUGGGUGUAGACCCGGAGGUUUUACGCACGAUGAAGAUGAAAGGACCGAUUGGUUACGCACCGAAUCCACGCACCACGAGGAGAAAUCAAGUCACAUACGAGAUUGAUAAUAACAAAUCUCGAGCGCUUAACAAACACGAUCGCAAUGCGAAACUAGACGAGUCUGAAGGUUUUAUAGCGAUUCCGAAACGUUACCGGAAAAUUGACGUUAAAUACAAUAAACUGGGGACCGAUGAAUGUCAAUUUGACCAGUUUAACAAGACGGGUCAUACAGGCCUUGAAGCGACUUUGCCCAACGCCUACUGCAACGCAAUGAUUCAAGUGUUGUAUUACAUUGAGCCGGUCCGAGCCGUCCUUCUCUCCCACUUAUGCAACAAAGAAUUUUGUUUAUCGUGUGAAUUGGGUUUUUUAUUCCACAUGUUACGAACAUCAGCGAACAACUCGCCCUGUCAACCUGCCAACUUUCUACGAGCUUUUCGCACAAUUCCCGAAGCUUCGGCCUUAAGUCUCGUUUACAGCGAUCUACCACCCGAUCAAAAAUCAAAAAUCAAUCUCGGAGCCCUGAUUCAGUCCUGGAACCGAUUUAUCAUCCACCAACUUCACGUGGAACUCGCCGAAGCCAAGAAGAAACAUUCCGAUCGCAAGAAUAACAAAACGCCGUUUUCGUACAACGUGACCGAUUUUCCUGCCAUAGACGAUCGGAAAAAGUGUUCAGCAUCGGAAGUUAAUGCGAACAUGGAGCAAGAAAAACGCGACAGUGAGAGCGAAAUAAUCCAGUUACUUGGCGCGAAACAAAUGCAGAAACACUCAUGUCUCAAGUGCAAACUUGAAGUAAAAAAGGAAUCGAUUUUGCUCGUCUGUAACUUAAUCUACCCAACCAACGAACCCGAACGUGACGAAUGGAGUUUUUGCGAUAUUUUAACACGUUCUCUUUGCUCGCAACAGACCACCCCAGCGUGGUGCGAAGAAUGCAAGAAGUUUGCACCAACACAGCAAACACGAAUGCUUCAGUCACUUCCGAAACUUUUGGCCAUCAACACCGGCCUUCACAACCCGCAACAUAAGCAGUUUUGGCAAAGUCAGAUGGAUAAGAUUGUGGCUAAGGUCACAGAGAAUGCUACUCCUCAAACCAUCCCUCAGAUUAAUAGUCUCAGUUCAUCGAAACCGUGCCGUUAUGGUGACCACUGUUCAAGACCUGGAUGUCGCUUUAGACACAGCUUUGACAAUGUUCCACCCCCGGCGCCGGUUAAUAACCCGUAUUGUAGCAACAAUUGGUUACCCCACUCGAUUUCGAUUGCACUCAAAGACGGAGAGUUGCUCAUUGAUAAAAUUGAGAAGAAGAAAGAGGAUGGUGGUGGGGAUAAGAAUGAAAAAGAAGAAGAGAAAAAUGAUGAUGAGUGUAAGAAGUUGUAUGAUUUAACAGCUGUGGUUUGUUAUAUCAACGAUCCGUCGUCGAGUGAAAAACGCAAUGUUGUGGCGUUGAUUAAAGUACCGGAUUCUUAUCUGUCAGAGACGACACAGUCGGAACAUAAAUGGUAUCUUUUUAAUGAUUUUAGUAUAUCAACGGUGUCGAUGCAAGAAGCGGUUUGGUUCAGUUUGGAUUGGAAGAUUCCCUGCAUUUUGUACUACUCGUCGAGGGAGGUGUUGGAGGCCAAGUCGGGGAUUUCCCCGCCGAUUUCGAAGGAAGUCUUCACUGAGGACGCUUGCAUUGCGCGCAGUUGGGGCACCUCCGCCAUCACGUUUACGCCACUCACCGACAACGAAUUCCCAAAAAAGGGCGAUUUAGUGGCCAUGGAUGCUGAAUUCGUGACCCUAAAUCAAGAAGAAGCCGAACUUCGCAGUGACGGUAAAAUGUCAAUGAUAAAGCCGUCCCAGAUGUCUGUAGCACGAAUUACAUGCAUUCGAGGGUCAGGCUCCAUGGAAGGCGUCCCUUUCAUCGACGACUACAUCUCGACGCAAGAACAAGUCGUUGAUUAUUUGACGAAAUUUUCAGGAAUCAAACCCGGGGAUUUGGACGCCAAUUUCAGCUCAAAACACCUGACGACUCUGAAGUCUACGUACACAAAAUUGCGUUUUUUGCUCGACAGUGGAGUUAUUUUCGUGGGUCAUGGUCUUAAGAAUGAUUUUAGGGUUAUAAACUUAGUAGUGCCUCCUGAACAAGUAGCAGAUACUGUACAUUUGUUUCACCUACCUCAUCACCGGAUGGUCUCGCUUCGAUUUUUAGCGUGGCAUUUCUUGGGUGUAAAAAUUCAGUCGGAAACGCACGAUUCGGUCGAAGAUGCCCGAGCCGCCCUACAUUUGUACAAGAAAUAUAAACAAUUGGAAGCUCAAAAUAAAGUGGGGGAGGCGUUAGCCGAGCUGUAUGAGAGAGGGAAGCUUCUCAAUUGGAAAGUACCGGAAGAUUAGCAAGAGCCUUAAUGAUGUAUCAUGUGUAUUUUUUUAUAAAUGUUUUACGCCUA
Messenger RNA from Tribolium madens (black flour beetle), 3764 nucleotides. RefSeq names its product PAN2-PAN3 deadenylation complex catalytic subunit PAN2 (gene PAN2). Gene Ontology annotation, cellular component: PAN complex; P-body. NCBI's taxonomy places the organism in Eukaryota, Metazoa, Arthropoda, Insecta, Coleoptera, Tenebrionidae. The record is from RefSeq and is a predicted model, not a curated record. Gene Ontology annotation, molecular function: protein binding; nucleic acid binding; poly(A)-specific ribonuclease activity. Gene Ontology annotation, biological process: mRNA processing; nuclear-transcribed mRNA poly(A) tail shortening. The transcript has 16 exons. The coding region runs from base 142 to 3711 and encodes 1189 amino acids.